AUGACGAACGACGACAAGCCCUCAGCGUCAGGUCCAAUCACCGCGGUGCCUUAUGAUCGCCCCAGCCUACCAUGGCGCGCGUCGUCUGCCAUGAUUACAGGCCUCACCGGCAUGGUCUCUCGUGGGUUUCUCUAUGGGUUCAACAAGGUUGAGACUACCGGCCUGCAAAGGUUUUUGAAGAUCCUAGACGACAGAGAGGAUAUGGACAAGAGGCAAAAAGGUCUUCUCACGGUUUGCAACCACGUCAGUGUAAUAGAUGACCCCGUCUUAUGGGGUGUGCUUCCAGCACGUUAUCUUUUCAACCCUCCCAACUUGAGAUGGGGCUUGGGUGCUCACGACAUAUGCUUCAAGAACAAAGCCUUAGCCACCUUCUUCAGUCUUGGCCAAGUCCUGCCGACUCAUCGUCUCUUAUACUCGCCCCAUGGAGGCGCGUUCCAGUCCACGAUGCCGCAGGCGAUUCGCCUACUUUCUGCCCAGCCGUUCCCUGGUAGCCAGCCGGGCUCUGCUGUCCCGUCGUUAAGCUCGUCGUUCCCCGACAUAUCAGAUCCGUUCACAACAGGCGGCCUCACCUUUACCACCACUGGCUCGGACUCAUUUGUCGCUCCCUCAGCCUAUGCGCAGAACCGAUUGGCGUGGGUUCACGUUUUCCCCGAAGGCUGCAUUCACCAGCACUCGGCGCUCUCACUUCGAUACUUCAAAUGGGGCAUGUCUCGCCUGAUCCUCGAAUCAGAGCCCAUGCCCGACGUUUUGCCCAUGUUCAUCGAUGGAACGCAGCAUAUGAUGUCCGAGGACAGGACGUUCCCUCGAUUUCUACCACGAAUCAACAAGACAUUCCGUAUAGCCUUUGGAGAGCUCGUUGAUACGGAGCGCACUUUUGGUGACCUGCGCCGGAGAUGGCAGGAACUUGUUCAAAGAGAGACGAAAGGCGGCAAGCCACUGGCCAUGGGGGAACUUACUGAUGAGCUCAAGUACGGCCGCGAAGCCAUCGAGCUCCGAACAGAAGUCGCUAGGCGUGUUAGGGAUGAAAUCGAAAAGCUCAGAAUCAGCCAAGGGUACCCAGAGGACGAUGCCAAGCUGGCGCUGGCCGAAACAUGGGCCCGAGAGCCGCCCGCCAAGGCUUACAAGAGCAAUGUUGAUGACAGCUUGGUAAGGAAAGAGUAA
Molecule: messenger RNA, 1161 nt
Organism: Pestalotiopsis fici W106-1
Lineage: Eukaryota; Fungi; Ascomycota; Sordariomycetes; Amphisphaeriales; Sporocadaceae
Exons: 4
Coding region: 1-1161 (386 amino acids)
Biological process (GO): cardiolipin acyl-chain remodeling; inner mitochondrial membrane organization
Cellular component (GO): mitochondrial membrane
Molecular function (GO): 1-acylglycerophosphocholine O-acyltransferase activity
Source: RefSeq, a predicted model, not a curated record